This is a messenger RNA of Fomitopsis serialis, 1788 nucleotides long. RefSeq lists its product as uncharacterized. The transcript has 2 exons. The record is from RefSeq and is a predicted model, not a curated record. NCBI's taxonomy places the organism in Eukaryota, Fungi, Basidiomycota, Agaricomycetes, Polyporales, Fomitopsidaceae. Bases 1 to 1788 code for a protein of 595 amino acids.
AUGAGACUCGAAGACGAAGUUAUACAAGAUAGUGAGGAUGAGGAGAUGUUUGCCCCGCUGAGAAUACCAGGACCAUCGACUAUGGAAACAGAGGCUCGAGAGGCAGCAAAAGCAUCGAAGGCGCGGCCGAGACCACGACCAGCAUACAAAGGCGCGCUUGCGAAGGUCGCAGCAGCCAGCGAGGCCAACGGCCAAGCGGCUGCACCAGCACCCACUACCCCACCAACCGGAUCCGACGCGACGAGACCGACGAACCCGCAAGACGCCAAUCCCUCAACUUCAUCCACCGUGGUCGAUCCUAAGGCGGCGCCAGCUGCAACUGAGGACCUCGACGAGUUUUCUCUCGACAUCGCCGAGCGAGCGAAGCUGCGCUCUCGCGCGCGCAGCUCGAAGGUCAACGCCAAACAACAACCACGCCCCGUUGACCCAGACGUCAUCGACAUCAGCUCCUCUGACGAAGACCUCAACAUACGACCUCCGAACCGAGGUCCGAAGGCCAAGGCUGCAGAUAGAGACGUGCCUUCGCCUAAGAAACGCGCGAAGAAGACGCAUAUACCCGUCGACAUCGCCUUGGAUGAUACCAGUUCCGCGAUCAUACCCAUUGCUACCUCCGACUUGAGUUCCCAGCUACCCCCAUCUGACCCACCGCUGUCUACCCCUCUGGAAUCGACACCGGCGAAUGCGCGACCGAUGAUCGGCUCGUCCCCACUCUCCUCCCCUCUACCUCCACCACCGCGUCCACCGAAGCGCAAGCGUAAAACACUGCCUGAGCUACCAAACGACUCAGAUGACGGAGACAGCGUUAAACAUCGAGGAGCGCUACGGAAGGAAGAUUCGGGGCUUGCGAUGCCCCCACCGCCCCCGCCGUUCUUCGCAGGAUCAUCAUCGUCAUCAUCCGCGCACGUUUCCGACACGCUCGUCGAAACAUUAUCGUCCACGCGUGCCUCCGACGGACCCGCCGCCCCCAAGUCCGCCAAAGCCAAAGGCAAACGGAAGGUGAUAGAUGACGACGACUUUGAGGACGACUGGCCGAUAGACCCGCCCAUAAAGCCGAAGCCCCGACAACGGAAGAAGUCUACCGAUGAGGACGACUGGCAGGGCGACGAGGUGCCGAAGCCCGCGCGCAAGUCGCGCAAAUCGGCGGCGGACGAGGAAGACGAGGGGGAAUGGGCGGGUGACGCGCCGCCGAAGCGCAAGCCGCGUGCGCCGCCAAAGAAGAAGGGCAAAAAGGACGGUGUGCCGAAGCAGGUGGUGGAGGUUGUGAUUGAGCAGACUAGGGGAGGACGGAAGGGCAGAAAGGGCAAGAACGAUCCGCCGCAGUCAGUCGAAGAUGUCGCGCGCAAUACGGACGUUGUGCAGGGACGCGCCUCUGUAGAUCCCGACGCUGCGGUGCCUGAAGAUUUGGCUGGUGCGAAGGACGGCUUAUCGCCUCUCAGCGACCUCGAGGUUGAGUCUGGGACAGGGAAUAAGCAGGUUGCACGACAGAGCACGCCUCCACCCGUUUCCAAGCCGUCCAUACCUGUCCUACGAGAUGGCGAGUCUAUCCUCAACUCUCCACGCUCCAAGAGCAAGGCCAAAGGCAAGAAGAGGGCUAUCAUGGACUCCGACGAGGAAGAAAACAACGACGGCGAGGAGCCAGGCUCUCCUCCCAAGAAACCUCGGCGUGAGCCUACCAAGGGCCGGAAGUCUGCACCUGCGGCUUUGGAGCAGGAGAACGAGGAUCAGGAAGAUGAUGAGCCUGGGAGCUCGCACAGGGUAAGGUUCCGCCACGUCAUUGAGUUCACCUAG